Didymodactylos carnosus is the source of this 528-nucleotide messenger RNA. Lineage: Eukaryota; Metazoa; Rotifera; Eurotatoria; Philodinida; Philodinidae. The record is from the annotation of a GenBank genome assembly.
AUGUUGAUUGGUGAGCUGAAUAAUCUCAAGAAAUCCAUCAAUGAAUUGAUCUCCAUGAACACGUUUCUCUCCGCCAGUAUCGAUCGCCAACAUGUUCUCACGGAUUUGAGCAAUAUCAAUCCAGCGGAUGAUUUGCAGCGAGUGUUGUUCGAGAUCAAUGCUGAUCCUCGCGUAGUCACCACUAAACCAUUUGCCAAAAUUACUCCACACGGUGCUGUCGGCACUGAGGCAGAAGUUUUCUUCAUGCUUGGUUCUAUUAUUCGUCUUACCAGCAUUCGCCGUGAUGAAGAUCAAAUAUGUAUUAUUCAAAUGGUUUUGUGCGGCGGUGACGAACACGUUAUUGUUUUCGAUGAAAUUGGUCUUGCUGAAUUGUCUCCACACAAUCCACUUGAAGUACUUCAUGCUGAAUUUCAAAUUGAAAAUUGUCAAUAUGGAUUCGUCGGUAUAUCGAAUUGGCGAGUUGAUGCCUCGAAAAUGAAUCGUGCACUCUAUCUAUUAACACCGGAUCCCGAUGUGAAAGAUUUGUAG